This is a messenger RNA of Mollisia scopiformis, 723 nucleotides long. RefSeq lists its product as uncharacterized. Gene Ontology annotation, molecular function: 3,4-dihydroxy-2-butanone-4-phosphate synthase activity. The record is from RefSeq and is a predicted model, not a curated record. Gene Ontology annotation, cellular component: mitochondrial intermembrane space; cytosol. Bases 1 to 723 code for a protein of 240 amino acids. Lineage: Eukaryota; Fungi; Ascomycota; Leotiomycetes; Helotiales; Mollisiaceae. Gene Ontology annotation, biological process: aerobic respiration; riboflavin biosynthetic process. The transcript is spliced from 3 exons.
AUGCCUUCCCAAUCCAUAGCCCAGAAAUUUGACUCUAUAGAAGAUACAAUCGCAGCCUUCAAAAACGGCGAAUUCAUAGUAGUCCUCGACGACCUGUCCCGCGAAAAUGAAGGCGACCUCAUAAUAGCCGCUUCAGCCAUAACGCCCUCAAAAAUGUCCUUCAUGAUCCGCCACACCUCCGGCCUAAUCUGCGCGCCCAUGCCCCCCUCCCUCUGCACCCACUUCGCCCUCCCGCAAAUGGUAACCUCGAACGAAGACCCGAACCGAACCGCCUACACAAUCUCCAUCGACGCCAACUCCCCCUUAACCACCACCGGCAUCUCGGCCUCCGACCGGGCAUUAACCUGUAACCUACUCGCCGAGAAGAGCUCCACGAAAGACAGCUUCCGGAGACCGGGCCAUGUGUUCCCGUUGAGGGCGAAGGAGGGCGGGGUGAGGGAGAGGACGGGCCAUACGGAGGCGGCGGUGGAGUUUUGUCGGUUGGCGGGGAUGCCGGAGGUGGGUGUGAUUUGCGAGUUGGUGGAGGAUGGGGAGGAGGUUGAGGGGCAAGCGGAGAGGAGGGAGGGAGGUAUGAUGAGGCGGGAUGGGUGUUUGAGAUUUGGGGAGCGGUGGGGGUUGAGGGUUUGUACUAUUGAGGAUUUGGUUGCGUAUGUGGAGAGGACGGAGGGGAAGUUGGGGGGUGGGGUGGGGAAGGAGAAUGGAGUUGUUAAUGGGAGUUCGUGA